GGCUCCACCAAGUCAUGGCACCGGAGGUAAACCGAGGAAGCGAUGAACAUGAACCCGGGGUCAACGGCGGGCCGGAGACGGCGGAGUUGGUGUCGGUGCAAGCGCGAUUUCGCAGACGCCGGGCUGUACUCUUCCUUGCAAUUUCAGCUAUCGGUGCCGUGUUUUCUACAGUUAUUAUAACCGUACCGAUAAUAAUGCUGGCUGCAAAUCGCGAGAGGCCACGCGAGAGCCCCACCAAAUCCCCAGACUUGACCACUACCGCACAAGUGUACAGCUGGGCCAUGUGGGAGCCUUGGCAAAUGCGUAAUCUGAGCUGCGCUCAGGGUGUCAAAACACGCAUGCGCAAUUGCACCUCUUUGUCACAGAACCACAACGCAAGCCAGUGCCCAGGCUCCGCUGAAGAGAGGGUUGUCUAUGAACUGACCAACUGUAGAGAUUGUUUGGAUCUGUAUCGCUCUGCCAGUGUUCGCAAGAAUGGCGAAUACAUGAUAACACCAGACGGUCACAGCUCGUCCCCAGUCUACUGUGACAUGACCACACAAGGAGGUGGCUGGACUGUUUUUCAGAGGCGUGCGGACGGCACGACAGAUUUCCAUCGUGGCUGGAACCAGUACAAAACAGGUUUUGGAAACCUGUCAGACGAGUUCUGGCUCGGAAAUGAUCUCAUUCAUUUACUUACAAAGCAACCCUCAACUUUGCACGUUGAGAUAGAGGACUGGAACGGAGUUAAGAAGAUCGCCGAUUUUGGGCGUUUCCAGGUUGAGGGCGAGACAUCUGGUUUUCGUUUAACAGUGAGUGACUUUAGCAAAGCGAGUACUGCUGGGAACUCCCUGGCUGUGCAUAACAGGAUGAAGUUCACAACCCACGACCGUGAUAAUGAUAUGCUGCGCGGUCACAACUGUGCUUCAUUGUUGAGUGGAGGAUGGUGGUUUACAGACUGUCACUUUAGCAAUUUGAAUGGAGAAUAUGUCGGGGAUAUAGUCAACGAGAAAGGUGUCGUCUGGUACCAGUUUGAACAAAGCUUUAAGUCUUUUCGAUUAACACAAAUGAUGACUCGGCCAAUAGUAUAAUGGGGAUAUACACCGUUUGUCGAAUGGGAUCCAUCAAAGAUCUUUCUUGGGUCUUCAUGUUCAAAGCUUUAUCAAUUUUAUUUUUUGUGCUUUUAUACGCUAUAAUAGACUAUACUCUAAAGUCUGAAAUCGUUGUUCCAGAAUCCAAAAUUCUCGUCUCGCUUAAGAAUAGCCCAAAGAUAAUCAAACAAAAUAAGAAACAAAAAAAACGCCCCCCAAAGUUUUACCAGUUCCAAAGCCUCGAACGUUGCUUUUGGCAACUGAUUCACAUAUGCAAGCUAACGAUGUUGUGACGCAAUGCUUUGGAACAAGAGGGAGAAAAUAUGGACUUCCUCUUAGGUAUGAGUCUAAGUGUGAUUCCUCCAUGACGGUGAAUAUAAAUCACUAUCAGGUGAAGUGUCAUAUACAGUACUAGGUCAGUGGUCAACAUUUCAAUCAUAAUGUCAAGUACUCAGGGGUCCAUCCUUGCAAGUACUGAGGGUAAGGGCUGGUGAAAUCACCUGACAAGAUUGAUAUACAUACAAACAACACAGCAAAUAAGCAACCAAGUUUUGUGAGAAAUAUACAGUAGUGCUGUUUAUAAUAAGAAUAACUACAAAAUUUUUAAAAUGUGAUCGCUUAUACUAUAAAAUCCUAUUUACACUUUACUCUAAUAAAUAAUAUCAUUUUCAGGUAUUAUUAAAAGUAUGCUAAAGCUAAGACUGUUCAUCUCUCAACACUUCACCUAAUAAUCCAGGGAUAAGAAAAUCUGCCUGACCUUUGUUGAACCCCUUUGUAGUGUCAAUAAAAGCCUGAAAGGAAUGA
Messenger RNA from Nematostella vectensis (starlet sea anemone), 1874 nucleotides. RefSeq names its product microfibril-associated glycoprotein 4. The record is from RefSeq and is a predicted model, not a curated record. Lineage: Eukaryota; Metazoa; Cnidaria; Anthozoa; Actiniaria; Edwardsiidae. The coding region runs from base 15 to 1070 and encodes 351 amino acids. The transcript has 3 exons.